Messenger RNA from Enterobius vermicularis (human pinworm), 891 nucleotides. The record is from the annotation of a GenBank genome assembly. NCBI's taxonomy places the organism in Eukaryota, Metazoa, Nematoda, Chromadorea, Rhabditida, Oxyuridae.
AUGUUUCAUGGGCAAGGAAUUUUUCAUGGGGAAGAAUCUGAGGAUAUGUCGACACCUGCAACUUUGAAACAGAUGGAGUUAGCACGAGAAAAAGCUGCUCGUCGGCAGAGAAGCUUUGAUAAUUUUUUGCUUCCACUUUCGGCGUCAUUGAAUCAUCGCUAUUACAACUAUCGUAUGAGGACGAGUAAUAUUGAUUUUACUCUUGACAGAGCAGGUGGCCGUCAGUAUACAAGUUUUGAAAGUAGCCGUAGAGAACCUGUUAGACGUUUUCCUCGGAAGCCGCUCACGCCACCUCCGGUUGCCGAUGUUCCCAUUGACAUAGAUACAGAUGACUAUAAAAUUAAUGCUGAUGAGAUUGUAUGUUUUAACGGUCGUCAGCAUUUCCUUUCAAAUUUCUAUCCGGUGACGUUGACAGUUGAAGGGCAUGAUUAUCCCAGUGUUGAACAUUACUAUCAAGCCUGUAAACUUUACACAUUAGCUGGUGCUAAUGUAGCUUCCGAAAUAAGAACCGUAAUUGAUUCAGGUCAAGUGAAAAUUAUCGCGAAAAAAAUCCUACGUUCUGCCAAUGUUUCGACUGAAAAGAUUGAAGAAUGGAAGCGAACACAGGGGCUGGUGCUACUGUAUCACGCGGUGAUGCAUAAAUUUGUCCAGAAUCCUGACCUUCGAGAGAAGCUUCUAGCCACCGGUGACGCAAUUUUAGCGCACACAUAUGAGUUUGAUAAUAUUUAUGCAACUGGUUGCGAUAAAGAAAAAAUGGUUGAGUGGGCGAAAACGAAUAACGGACAAAUUGUCAAGAUUCCGACUAAAAUUGAUGCGGAUUCUUUGAUCUAUGUGCCUUUAUUUGGCGAGGGCAAAAAUGUUCUCGGAUUUAUAAACAUGAAGGUAUGUUAG